AGAACGUGAAACAAGCAACACAACAAACGCCGUCGUGUUUGUGUUGUAGCCAUCCAUUGUCUUCGUUGCAUUCGUUCGUUCGUCUUUGCCGUUAUUAACGUCAGCGAGAGUCAGUCACUCAAGUCGCCGUCUGAGUCUCAUUUGCACAGUUAGUUUUGGUGUUUCGAAUUAAUGCAAAAACAACAAAAGAAAAAUUGUACGCUUGAUAAAAUCAAACAUAAAUAAAACAAAAAUAAAAAUAUUGUUUACAGCACAGCAAAUUGCAAAAAGAAACAAAACAAAUUGAAAAUGCUAAAAUACCUUUUAAAAGCGUACAUGGAAAUUAAAAGUGCAUUCCUAGUUGGUUUAAGUGAAAAUCCUAAAAGAAACUGUAAUGAAAAUUAAAUGAAAGCAAACAAAAGGCAUAGUGUUUAGUGAAUUAUCUCAAGAAGAAACUAGAAAUGAAUUGUGAAAAAUAGUUUUCAAAAAAGAAAGAAUACAGAUACGAGUAUUAUGAAAUUCCAAAGCAAAGCCUAAAGGCACCAUUCCCACCCAAUAGCAGCAGCAGCAGCCAAUAGCUAUCAAUACUCCAUGGAAUACCAGCAGCAACAACAACGUGUUAUAUCUAUAAAACAACAAACAAACAAAGUGGAGCUGCUGUUAUGUGUGGUUUAUCUUGAAAUGUGUGCCCAGAGAGUGUAUUUUGUAUUUUGAAAAUAACAGCAAAAUGCUCAUAUCAAAAUAAUACCAAAGCAAUUCUUAAGAAUUUCUUAAACUCGCAUUGAAGUGUGACUUUUAUUGCAAAAACAAACAACGAAUCCAAACUAAUCAGCCAAAGACUGUGCUGACCGACCACUGAGUCAGUCAGUCAGUCCGUGAAUGAAUGCCUCUUAUGACAAGCCAACAACACCAACAACAAUAACAACAGCUGAUUAGAAUUACAAAUACAAAGUGGAUAUUAAAUAACAACUAAACAACAACAACAACAAAAAUAGCAGCAGCAAACAACAAUAACAGUAAAACGUGAAUAAUAACAAACAAACAUUAACCAUCGACGAGCACCAGCAAUGUUUGGUGAUUGUUCCGAUUCGACCGAAGACAUGACAGUAGACAGCAGAGAUUCCAAAGAUUUUAAUACAAACAAUAUAAUGGAUGAAAAUGACCAUCAUCAUAUGCAACAAGAGCAGCCUUCAAAUGAUGACCACCGUUCUUCACCGGCUGCCAUCGUAAAUCGUUUAACUAAAGAGACUGAACACAAAAUGCCAGCAGAAUCGCCUAAUCACAGUGAUAUGGGUGAUUUGGACGACAAUGAGCCCCCAAAGCAAAAGAGACCAAAAAUGGAAUUGGAAAGCCAUCUGAGAAAAACGCCUGAUUGCUUGUCAAUGCAGCCCACAACACCGAGUGCAGUACAUGCAAACGAAUCAUCAAAGCCAGAUGAAGAUGAUAAUUUAGCUUCCACACAAAUGGACGAAACAAAUUCAAAAGAUCGUAGAUCUUGUAGUCCUGGCAUCAAUAGUCCCUCCAUAAGUCCAGCUAAAUCUGAGGAUGCUGUCAAUGAGCGCCACUCUUCCUCCUCGUCGCCCUCUCAGGCAAUGCCCAAAUUAAGAUUAAACACAUUGUUAGCAUCAGAUCCUGCCCUAAUGCCAGAUGCCAAAGAUUUAAAAGUGGUGCAUGAAUCACAAAGCCAGCAAAGAAAGCAACGUUUGCAACAGCAACAGCAACAACAGGAACGGGAACGGGAUAUAGAUGCAUCUAGUCCUCAUAGAAGUUCAUCCAUUACUAAACUGGAGCCGCUCAUGAAACCUCAACCCACACCGCCCUUAGAGGUGGCACCACGCAUGAAGGUAUUCAUGUGUUUGCCCUGUGGCAUCGGAUUCAGUUCACCAUCCACCUUGGAGGCCCAUCAAUCUUUCUAUUGUUCUCAUCGCCACAAAGAAAAUGUUGAUGACGAUACAGGGGCUUCUACCGCACUCAACGAUAAGGCUUCCCAUUCACCUUCCCAGGCCUCAGCAGCGAUUGCGACCAGCUCUAGUACAGGAUCAGGAGGUGGAUCGGAAUCCGCAGCUAAGAUUCCCAAGACAGGUAAACAAUACGCUUGCACUCAAUGUUCCUACAGUGCCGACAAGAAGGUCUCUCUCAAUCGCCAUAUGCGUAUGCAUCAAACAUCUCCAGCUCCAAGCUCGAAUUCGAAUAACACUGGUGGUGUUGCCACCUCCGGCAGUGGGCUCAUGGAGGAAAAUUCUAGUCAACAGAUCGAUCGUUAUUGCAGUGAUUGUGACAUACGGUUUAAUAAUGUCAAAACCUAUAGGGCCCACAAGCAGCACUACUGUAGUUCCCGCCGCACAGAGGGCCAAUUGACACCCAAACUUGAAGUUUCAACCACACCGAGCACACCUAAAGCUAACUCAGUGCAUUCGGGUGCCAUGAGUCCUCAGACUAGAACUAAAACUCCCACACCCGCCAUGGUGGCUGCUGCUGCCGCCGCUGCUGCUGCAUUACAACAGCCAUCAGCUACACCGUUUUUGGCUCUACCCACAAAUCCUAUACUGAUUAUUCCCUAUUCGUUAAUACGUUCCGCCAGUUUGAUAGCAGGACCUUUACAAUCUCCUUCGGCAUCUGUGGUGAAUCCGGAAACCACAUGUUUCACAUUGGAUGGUGGCCAUUUAAAACCCUUAGCCACCGCCUUAAAUAUCAACGCUUUGAGUGCUGCAUCUACAGCUGCUAAUAGUUUAGUUGCAGCAGCAGCAGCUACAGUUCCACAACUGUCUGUAGUUGAUUCAACACGCCAAACAUCUUCCAAUGAAACAUUGUUAACUGAAAAGAACAUCCGAAGGAAUGUGGAAGAAUCUUCCGAAAAUACACCCAAGCGCAAAACGGAGGGACUAAGAGAAACCGCACCUUUGGAUUUAUCACUUCGACGUUCCCCCAUUGCUGCCUUGCUGCAGAAACAACGUCUAAAUUCAGCCGCUUCCUUUCUAGAUGCUGCCGCUGCUGUGGAGCAUCAGCAACGUCUAGACAUGGAAACCCUUCUGGAAGCCGGCAAGGAAAACUUGGCCAUUGACGAUGCUGGCAGCAUAACCCCCGAACAAAUUGUGUGUGCCCCCUCGUUGCCAAAUAGCCCAUCGAUGAGUCCAUCACCUAGAAGAAGAGCCAUUAGUCCCAGGAGCUCAGGUGCCGGAAGCACAUCUUCGAUGUCACCACCAGCCACCAUUCCGCCAGGAGCAUCAAAUUCGGCAAAUAUUUUUGAAAAUUUCCAUUUAAGAUCUUUACUUCCGGCCGAGUUACUAAAUCCCCUUUUGGCCAAUAAAAAUCUAGAACUAGCUUUAAAAUUAUCUGCCGCUGCUGCAGCUGCAGCCGUUAGUUCCUCCAAUAAUAAUGCCGCUGUGGGAGCACAAGCAGCAUCCACACCCGCCGAACUAGCCGCAGCCGCUGUGGCUGCUGCUGCAGCCUCUGGUCGUGGAUCACUUUUAGGUUUACCACAUCCAGCAGCCGCCAAUGCCGCUGCGGCAGUGCAACCCGCCUCUGCAGCUUCAGCUGCACCAAAUCAACCCCAAAUUUAUGUAAAGCAAGGCGUAUCGAAAUGCAAAGAAUGCAAUAUAGUAUUUUGUAAAUAUGAAAACUAUUUGGCCCACAAACAGCACUAUUGCUCGGCGCGAAAUCAAGACAUAGGCGAAGGUGAAAACAAGGUAUCUUCAACACCACCCAUGGCCACGGCAGCUUCACAAGCCGAAACGACUCCAGUUGCCUACCAACAGCUAAUUUGUGCAGCUUGCGGCAUCAAAUACACUUCCUUGGACAAUCUGAGAGCCCAUCAAAACUACUACUGCCCCAAGGGAGGUGGCGCUGUAGCUGCUGCUGCAGCAGCGGCCGCCGCAGCGGCAGCGGCUAAUGCAGAGAGUUCCCAAAUGGCAUUGCCCACAAAGGAGAAAUGUACAAAAUGUAAAACUCUACAUGAAUAUGGUUUGCCAUGUCCACCACCGCCAGCAUUAGCACAGCCAGCACCACAGCAUACGCCAACGGCCACUGCUGCGUCUGUUACAGCACCCACUUCAUCCAGCACUGGCAGCAGUUCCUCUACAGGCGGUCACAAUCAAAACGUUUACAAAUGCCCCCUUUGUGAUGCCGUUAGUUUAACCGCCAGCGAAAGUCGCAAGCACAUGGAAACCCAUGGCACAGUCAAGGCCUUCAGAUGUACCAUUUGUCGCUAUAAAGGCAACACCUUAAGGGGUAUGCGCACCCACAUUCGCAUGCAUUUCGAUAAGAAAUCCACCGAUUUAAAUGAAGAACAUUUUAUGGCCUGCAUAUUGGAGGAUGAAUCCAUUGAAAUACCAAGUGCUGCUUCAUUAAACCAAGAGCAUCUGGUCCAGCAACAACAGAAACAUUUACAGCAACAAGUUGCUGCUGCAGCUGCUGUAGCGGCUGGCCUUCAACAGCAACAGCAGCAACAAUCGCAACAGCAACAGGUGUUCAAUUGUGAUAUUUGUAAUUACUCCUCCACCUACAAAGGCAAUGUGCUUCGUCAUAUGAAGUUGGUGCAUCCGCACAUUAUAACCAAUUCACCUUCAAUAUCUCCAGAAGCAGGCGAUUUGGAAACUGCAGAAACAAACUCCUUAAGUGGCAGUCUCAAUGGUGACAAUGGAAUUAAUACUUUCGCCAUUAAAUCAGAGCCUGUAGAUCAUGCCACCGCUAAUGCGCCUACAACUCCUGUAGUAUUACUAAAUCCACAUGAUAAUAAUAACUCUCCGAUACCGAGCAUUGGUCAACAUCCGGUACAUGCAAAUGAUCUAAUGCAUCACAUAAAAUCUGAACCCAUGGAAAUUUCCAUAGAGCCACCAACGGGACCCAUGAUGAGCAUAACGCCAACACUUAGAUCGCCAGCUAUCGGACCACCACCACCACUCAAUGCCACACCCGAAGAAAAUGUCAACAAUCAAAAGUAUUGUCAAACCUGUGACAUUUCCUUUAAUUACAUGAAGACUUAUUUGGCCCACAAACAAUUCUACUGUAAGAAUAAAAUGCGACGACCCGAAACCAAUGACAGUCCCAGUCCAAAUGCUGGUGUUUUGGUCUCAGCAGCUGCGGUUCCCUCUCCCAACUCACUUAUGAUGCAAAAGAACAAAGAGAAUUUACAACAAGAGGCAGCCAUUUGAUAGAAUUGGCCACAAUCAUGGCCAUGGACCACAAACUCCAAUCGCAAUUGGGAGUGGUAUUACAAGUGUUUUUAAAAUGGGAAACGGAACGAAACGCCUAGCGCAGCGAGGAUCAUCUAACGCAAAGCAUAUCACACGUUAUUGAAAACUGAAAAGAGAAAAGAGAAAAACAAAACUAAAUCUUUAACCAAUGCAUAGUCCUUUAACCAUGGAAACGUACAGUAUUUAAAGAGAAUCUCUGUAAAUAUACAUUAAACAAAAUAGAAUUGAAAUAUAAACUGGAUCCUUUAUAUAUAUAUAGUGGGUCACUCACAAUUAUAGUAGAAUCUGUCAGAUUUUUGAAAAACUCAAAGGUGGAUUUUUAAAACUCUCUGACAGAUGUAUCUGCCAAUGUGAAUUGCCUCUUAGACUAUGUAUUUGAAUAAUAAAUCCUUUAGUAGUAAAGCUAUGAUGAAAACAAAAACAUAAUAA
This is a messenger RNA of Stomoxys calcitrans (stable fly), 5600 nucleotides long. It is a transcript of the gene ush, whose product is annotated as zinc finger protein ush. The record is from RefSeq and is a predicted model, not a curated record. Lineage: Eukaryota; Metazoa; Arthropoda; Insecta; Diptera; Muscidae. Gene Ontology annotation, molecular function: RNA polymerase II-specific DNA-binding transcription factor binding. Gene Ontology annotation, cellular component: nucleus. Gene Ontology annotation, biological process: heart development; cell differentiation; negative regulation of transcription by RNA polymerase II. The transcript has 10 exons. The coding region runs from base 1047 to 5129 and encodes 1360 amino acids.